CUCCAGCCACAGGUUGCACACCUGUGCGUCGGCGUGGCCUGGCCUGGCGUGCACGCGCCUCCAUUCCGACACUGCGCGGACGAGGAGAAGCGACCAAACCGAAACUUCCACGCAACGGAGUCGAAGCGUUUUCCGUUCGAAGCAGGCCACUUCUUACCGGCUGCCUCGCGACGUACCUCGACCGACCGACCGACCGACGGACGAGCGCGCCACGGCGUAACGCCACGUCACGUCACGCCGACUCAAGUAAGCAAAGAAGCACGAAAGUCCGCGAAAAACAACACUCGCGUCCCGCUGAGACUUGACGACGCAGCGGAGCGGCCAUGCUGGACCCGUCCUCCAGCGACGACACCGGCGGGGAAUCCGACCCGGAAGUUGCCCGGGAGCCCGCCACCAAAGCAGACGGUUCCGUCUCGCUCAAGCCGGGCGCCGAGAGUCGGGCGGACGGCAGCCGGCAGGGACAGCCCGCUGCCGCCGCCGCCGCCGCCGCCGCCGCCGCCGCCGCCUCCCCCGGAGACGGGCACAGCGCCCACCAGAACCUUCGAGGCGGCUCCACAGGUGAAGAGGAGGAGAGGCGAGAAGGCGAGCGAGUGCAGCGGGAGGAAGAGGAGCACAAAGUGCAAUUGCAGAUCUACGUGUUCGUGCUGCGAUGCGUCGCUUACCCGUUCAACGCCAAGCAGCCCACCGACAUGGCCCGCCGGCAGCAGAAGGUACACAAGCAGCAGCUGCAAGCGGCCAGGGAGCGUUUUCAGGCCUUCCUCAACGGCGAGACGCAGAUCGCAGCCGACGAAGCCUUCUGCAACGCCGUCAGGAGCUACUGUGAGGGCUUCCUGAAGAGCGAGCGCGUGUCCCGCAUGGUCCAGAGCGGCAGCUGCUCGGCCAACGACUUCCGCGAGGUGUUCAAGAAGAACAUCGAGCGGCGCGUGCGCAGCCUCCCUGAAAUGGACGGCCUGAGCAAAGAGACGGUGCUGAGCUCCUGGUUGGCCAAGUACGACGCCAUCUACGGCGGCGGCGGCGGCGACGAGGACGCCUGGCGGCGGCAGGGGGGCCAGCGUCCGCAUCUCGGCGCUGCCGCCGCCGCCGCCGAGCUCAUCCUCAGCAAGGAGCAGCUCUACGAGAUGUUCCGCCUGGUGUUGGGAGUGAGCAAAUUUGAGCACCAGCUGCUCUACAACGCCUGCCAGCUGGACAACGCGGACGAGCAAGCGGCGCAGAUCCGCCGAGAGUUGGACGGACGAUUGCAGCUGGUGGAGCGAAUCGCCCAGGAGAGGCGGUGCCCCGAGCUGGCGUCGGGCGACGUCCAACUCUACGUGGAAGAGCUGCGCUCCUCCGUCAACCUGCUGAUGGCCAACCUGGAGAGUCUCCCCGUGUCCAAAGGAGGAGCCGACUUCAAGCAGAAGCUCAAGCGCUCCUCCGCCGGCAGCACCUUCCUGGACCUGGGCGACGACGUGGACGUCCUGUCCAAGGCCGACGUCUCGCUGUCCUUCGCGCUGGAGGUGGUGAUCGUGGAGGUGCAGGGUCUGAGGUCGCUGGCUCCCAACAGGAUCGUCUACUGCACCAUGGAAGUGGAAGGAGGCGAGAAGCUGCAGACGGACCAAGCCGAAGCCUCCAGACCUCAGUGGGCCACGCAGGGCGACUUUGUCACCACGCACCCGCUGCCCUGCGUUAAAGUCAAACUCUUCACGGAGAUCACCGGCGUUCUGGCCCUGGAAGACAAGGAGCUAGGCCGAGUGCUCCUCAAGCCCACUGCCAACGGGCCCAAGCAGGCCUACUUCCAGCCCAUGCAAGUCCCCAAGAACAGCCAGGACGCGGAACUGAAGAUCAAACUGGCCGUGCGCAUGGACAAGCCGCCCAACAUGAAGCACAGCGGCUACUUGUACGCGCUGGGACAUCGCGUGUGGAAACGCUGGAAAAGGAGAUACUUUGUUCUGGUCCAGGUGAGCCAGUACACCUUCGCCAUGUGCAGCUACCGCGAGAAGAAGCCCGAGCCUCAGGAGCUGAUGCAGCUGGAGGGCUACACCGUCGACUACUGCCGGCCUCAGCCGGGCCUACAGGGCGGCGCCGUCUUCUUCAACAUGUUGCGCGAGGGCGACCUGCUGGUGUUCGCCUGCGACGACGAGCAGGACCGGCUGCUGUGGGUGCAGGCCCUGUGCCGGGCCACCGGGCAGUCCUACAAGCCGGCCCCGCCCCCCCACGCCAACCGCCGCAAAGCCGACACGCCCUCCUCGCCCAUCAGUCCGGAUCCGUGCGAGCGUCAGGGCGUGGAGGAGCUGGUGUCGGCGUCUCCGUGCCGUUUGGAUCACACGCGCCUCUUUGGCAUUUUGCAGAAGCAAACGCUGCGGCACCGCAUGAACGAUUCCUUCUCCUGCCUGGGUUGGUUGAGUCCGGGCCAGGUGUUUGUUCUGGACGAGUACUGCGCUCGCUACGGCGUGGGCGGCUGCCAGCGCCACCUGAGCUACCUGAAGGAGCUGAUGGACUUGUCUGAGAACAACACGCUGGUGGACCCCACGCUGCUUCACUACAGCUACGCCUUCUGCGCCUCGCACGUGCACGGCAACCGGCCCGACGGGACGGGGACGGUGACGCUGGAGGAGAAGGAGCAGUUCCAGGCUGUCAGGGCUCGCCUCAUGCGCCUUCUGGACAACCACAUCACGCACUUUCGGUACUGCUUCCCUUUCGGGCGACCAGAUGGCGCGCUCAAGGCCACGCUCUCCCUGCUUGAGAGGGUUCUGAUGAAGGACGUGAGCACGCCGCUCGGCAGCGAGGAGAUGAAGGAGGUGCUGCGGCGCUGCCUGGAGAAGGCGGCGGCCGUCAACUACGGCCAGCUGCUGGACUUUGCCAACUGGAAGGCCGGCGGGGCCAGGCGGCUGGAGGACGCCGUGCGUCUGGCCGAGCUGGUCGUCGAGGUCCUGCAGCAGAACGACGAACAUCACGCCGAGGCGUUUUCGCCGUGGCCCGAGCUGAUGCGCGAGCACGCCGAGCACUUCCUGGCGCUGUACCGCCUGGACCUGGGCUUGGCUCUGGAGGCGCAGCCCGUGGAUUCGUGGAGCAGCUUUCCGCUCUUCCAGCUCCUCAACGGCUUCCUCGCCGCCGAUGCCCAGCUGUGCGACGGGCCCUUCCACAAGCACCUCCAGGACGCCUUCGUCCCUCUGGUGGUGCGCUACGUGGACCUGAUGGAGUCGUCCAUCGCGCAGUCCGUCCACCGCGGCUUCCAGCAGGAGACCUGGCAUUCCGUCAAGAACGGCUCGGCCACGUCGGAGGAUCUCUUCUGGAAGCUCAACGCGCUGCAGAUGUUGGCGCUGGAGCUGGACUGGCCCGAGCCCGCCUUCGCCGAGCACCUGCAGCGGAGACUCAAGCUGAUGGCCAGCGACAUGACCGAGGCCUGCGUCAAGAGGACCAAAAGCGCCUUUGACGCCCAACUGCAGAAAGUCAGCAAGUGGACGGAGCUGCGCGUGCCGCUGUGCGCCUGCACCAUGUUGAACGUCGUGGCUGACUCCAAGAGGCGCUGCCCUGAGCUCUGCGCGCUGGACACUGGCCAGGAGACGACGGACACGCAAUGGCAGCACUAUCACUCCAAAAUCGACGUGCUCAUCGACGACGCCUUCCAGGACAUGAUCUCUGCACUCGUAGCCAAGUUGGGUGCGGUGUUGGACGCGGUUCUGUCCAAGCUGUCGAGAUACGACGAAGGAACUUUGCUGUCCUCCAUCCUGUCCUUUACGGUGAAAGCAGCUGCCAAAUACGUGGAAGUUCCCAAAUCGGGCACGGACCUGGCCGACGCCUACGUCACCUUCGUCCGGCAGAACCAGGACAUCCUCCGUGAGCGCAUCGGCGACGAGCUGUGCAUCGAAAGAAUCUUUGACCAAUGGUACAGCGUGUCCACGAAAGCCGUGUGCGUGUGGUUGGAGGAUCGACUGGACCUUCAGCUGCACGUGUACCAGCUCAAGAGCCUCAUCAAGAUGGUCAAGAAGGGCUACCGAGACUUCCGUCUCCAGGGCGUGGCGGAUGGCACGCUCAACGGCAAAAGCUACGUGACGGUGUACAACCGACUGACGGUGGAGGAGGCCACGCUGGCCGUCAAGGCAGGAGACGCCCUGGACGGCGGGGUCAGCAUGCGGGACAGCGACCAGGACGACGACUGAAGCUUGCGGUCGUCGCAAGGCCUCCAACUUCCAGCGUCAAGUUAGUGCCAAAAAAAGCUGAGCCGGCUUCUUGAGUGAGGCUAAUGCUAAUGCGGGCGUCAAUUCUCUUCAAAUGUGAGCUUUUAGUGACAUACAAAAUAAUAACCAGACGAAUCUCUUUCAAACCGCCACCAUAAAUGUCAAGGACAGCCGAGGAAGGGAUUUGGCGUGCCCACUCCCGUUUAUCAUGUCGUAUGGCCGGUUCCAAGGGUGUGUACACUUGCGCAGCUGCAGUUUUUUUUCAGUUGUAUGGGUUAAAAGUCACAUUUAUCGUUUGCUAAUCAUUUGUCUCUUUUUAAAUAUACACCCAAAGAAAAUGUCAUUUAUACAGGGGUGUGUAGACUUUUCAUAUCCAGGGUUAAAAGUCACAUUCAUCGUUUGCUAAUCAUUUGUCUCUUUUUAAAUAUACACCCAAAGAAAAUGUCAUUUAUACAGGGGUGUGUAGACUUUUCAUAUCCACUGUGGGUAUAUGAAAAUAUUUCUUUUCCCAAACUUGAGCAAAAUGAAUGCGUGCCCGUCAAUAAAUAUUUCUAAGCAGUUGACAAUUGAAGCAAGUGGCCUUGUCAGAGGCUGGAAGAAAUGAACACCUCCCUCAAAUUGAGCCAAGCGCAACAAUUGCCGCACACACACGCACACGGACGGACGAGUUGGAGCCAAUUUGAAGUGGUGCCAAACUUCAACAGCAGCGCCAAGCAGUCUCUCGGAGGAGUCGAAUGGUCCACAUGAGCAGAUCAACGGCUCCCUCAAAACGACACGCUCGCUCGCUCGCCGGCCGGCCCGCAUGACAAUCUCGCUCCAAUGGAAGAGCAGCAGUUGACGACUGAACCGGAAGACAACAGCGAAAAGCUUCCCUCGGGGCCAACUUGUGAGCGCCUCCCUCGAAUCGAUGACGACGCACACGUCCAUUGGUACGGAUGUGUGUUGCGAACCAAAACGGCAGCAACCUUUCGGACGAAGCAACAAAUGAAUGGCUCCCCUCAAAUAGGCACCUCCCACUUGACUUGUGAACCAACAUGGAAUCCAACCCUUCCGCUUGAAAAAAUGGACAAAAGUAAAGGCAAGAAGGAACUCCUCCCUCGAGUAGACGCCCUCGUUCAGUGCCGGCCCGGGGCCUCUGAGCUCUCGGUUGCUAACCAAAAUGGCAGCAGCUAAACCAGAGGCUCCCAGGCCAACCAAGACUCCUCAGCAGGGUGACCUCUGGAUCGCGCCCCCUUGUGGACGAUUGCGUGGAUCGCAAAAUGCAUCUUUUUUGGGGGGUCUCGUACUUAAUGGAGUAAAUUGAACGAAUGGAGAAACAUUGAAUGUAUUUGUAUUUUGGGGGGGGGGAUUAUUAUUUGAAUGUUUUGAAUUGUUCUUGAAGCUGUGCUCACGUGUGCUUGUUGUGAUCCAAAGAAGGACAAAUGUAUUGAUAUGUCACGUAUACUGUCCAAUAAAAGCGUGUUGAAAGCCGUGAUGUCGAAA
Molecule: messenger RNA, 5636 nt
Organism: Syngnathus typhle (broad-nosed pipefish)
Lineage: Eukaryota; Metazoa; Chordata; Actinopteri; Syngnathiformes; Syngnathidae
Gene: cadps2
Product: Ca++-dependent secretion activator 2
Exons: 27
Coding region: 324-4136 (1270 amino acids)
Biological process (GO): dense core granule exocytosis; positive regulation of exocytosis; synaptic vesicle exocytosis
Cellular component (GO): glutamatergic synapse
Source: RefSeq, a predicted model, not a curated record